AAUAAAACGUCAAAUGUUUCACGCAAGGUCAUAAGUUACAGCUCUGCUAUUUUCUAAACAACCGUUCCUGAUUUCCAGCUGUGAUGGCGAAAAUCCAGAAAUCUCAGCAUCUUCCAGCAGAGGAAAAGCUCAAGUAUCAAUAGUGAAGAUUUGUGUGAUUUUGCUCCUGUUCCAUAUUCACGCCUAGUGCCACUCUGUCAGUGCUCACUGCACCUACGAAGUUUUGACGUUUCCAAAUGUUAUAAUUUAUAAUAGAUGAAAAAGUGUUUUCUGCAUAAAAAAUUCUCCGUUUUUUUCUAGGUAAGUAAAAAUUGCUCGUUAAUACUUCGAGUCUGCUAUUCUAUUAUGUAGUUUACUCGAAACAGGACUAUUUUUAUAAUACUGUAAACAAUCAUGAGUGUGUUUGUAUUGAAGAAGGCAAUGGUUGUUGUAAGUGGCAGCUGGAUGAAAAAUGUCACUUCGUACCCUGCGCCACCCGCCGUCAACGUCACCAGCUCGAACCAGGAGGUCAUGAGCGGUUCGGUGGUGCUGCACAACGACAUGGCCGCUAGAGCGGUGCUCAUCAGCCGUUUCAACUCGCACCCGUUCCAAGAACGACUGCUCACGCUCGAUCAGCCUGUCAAAGUCGGUCGAUCCGUGGCUCGCGCAAACCCACUGCCAACAACGCCAUCUUUGACUGCAAGGUCCUGUCUAGGAACCAUGCGCUGUUGUGGUAUGAUAAUGGAAAGUUCUUCCUUCAGGACACCAAAAGCAGCAACGGCACAUUUGUUAAUAACAAAAGACUGUCUGCUGAGACAGACACUCAUCAGUUAUUUUCUGGCGAUGUAGUGCAAUUUGGAGUGGAUGUAGUGGAGAACAACCGAAAAGUUACUCAUGGUUGUAUAAUAGCUACUAUCAAACUUUAUCUUCCAGAUGGUAAAGAGGCCAAGGCAUUAGGUAAACAAGAAGCCAACCAACGGGAGCAAUGUCUGGAAAGCAAACUCAGCGCUUUACAGCACGUAGUAGACGAGACCAGGAAAUCUGCAGAGGAAAGUUGGCGAACGUACGUGGGAGAAGAGCGGCUGUUGUCGAGGGUGUCCGCACUGGAAAACCAACUUCAGCAAGCUGGAAAGCAGUGGACAGAGGAGAAGGUUAAGGAGGAACUAGGAAAGCUGCAGGCGGAUAAUGAAUCAUACCAAAUAGCAGCAAAAGAAGCGUUGGAGAAACUACAUGCAGAAAAAUUGGAAGCUUUGGCGCUGGCAACUGAGCAGGAAAGGGCGAAAGCUACUGCUGAACAAGAAGCACGUAUAGCCAAAGAAGAAGUCGAACAAAUCAAUUCAGAAUUAGAGUCACUCGCUAGGAAGUUGUUUAUAUGUCAAGUGGAAUCGGAAGAGCAACGAAUAAAAUGGGAGAAACGAGAAGAGGAGUUAGAAAGUAAGCUAGAAGCUGAAACUAUGAAACUCGCCGAUUUGCAGUUGCAAUUACAUGAGUUGAACGCGCUCUCUCUACCGGAAUUCCAGAAUCUCGCACUUAUGGAACAUCCUGGAGGUAAACAUAUCUAUAAGGAAGACUCGAAAUGUAAAGAAGACAUAUUGGCCGAAAACGACCUUUCAGAAGAAGCCUUGAACAAGUCAAAUGGAAUUGACAACCACAUCAGUCUAACAGUGAUGCCGGUUGAAGAAAAUCCUGAAUUUGCUAAUCAUGAUGAUACAAAAUCCAGUAUAACGACAAUAGGCAUUUCUGAAACUACAAAAAGAGUGUCGAUAAAGCUUCCAGAGGCUGAGCUUAUUAGAGAAGAGCAGAAAAACGACCAAGAAGAUUCCGAAAUGAGCGAAAAAGAGAAAUAUACCGAGAAAUCGGACACGAGUCGAUCGAACGAUAACGAAGAAGAGGAGGAGGAUGACCAAGUGGACUCGAAGACGCUCAAAUGCCAGUUCCAGUCGAUGCAGGCGGAACUGAAAAGACGCAUCGAGGCGCUCGAGUCCAUUCUAACUACGAAGGAGUCGUACAUGACCGAGUUAAGCCGAUGUCUGGCUGAGGAGAAGGAGCUGUCACUGCAGAGACGGGUGGAGGCUGAGCAGUUGAAGCAGGAGUUGGAGCAGCAGACGAAGGAAAUCUGUAAUGAGAGCCAGCAGUACAAAGAUAAAAUUGAUCUGUUAACUAAAGAACUGGAGUCCGCCCAGACAAAACUGAAAGAAGUGGAUGAAAACGUAAAAGAGAAAGAACUAGACACCAGCAAAUCUUCAACAGUAACCUACGAAGAGUUGAUUAGCGUGGAAGAGGAAUUGGUGUUGAUAAAGGAACGUUUCGCCCAGAUCACCGAGGAAAAAUUGAAGCUACAACGCGACCUGGUAUCCAUGACCGAGCAGUACCGCAUGGUGUGCAACAGCAGCCACAACAAGUACUUUUUUUACGUAGCUCCGCUGGUAUUUAUGGUGCUGUACCUACUGAUCAGCGCGAUGAUUUCCUGAUUAACGGCCGUACUGUUGUUGUUCUUUUAUUUCUUUAUUGAGUUUUUGUUGAAGAUUAUAAACAGGACAUAACGAAAUCGAGUGGCGUUUGACUACAGUGGGUGGUUUGAUGUCACUUAUACGGUGCAACAGUUUCUGGGUCAUCUUUUGUAGCGGAAAAAACUGUUUUUUUUUUCUGUUCGCCAGUGCCGUGGCUUGUUUCUAUGAAAAUAUUUAUUUUGGAUGAAUAAAACGUAGGCGAUCUUUUUUGUAUUGAAAUGUCUUGCUGCACUGUAUUACCAGCUCAUUUGGAGGAGCUAAGGAUCCUGUGUGGAUAGAAUCUCUAUUUCAGUGACGUAUGAACUAGAAAUAGCAAAAAUCUCAAGGCCUUUAGUACAUAAUUUUUUGUCCUUAAAGCUCAACAGUAUCAGACAACUUGAACGGGGUUUAAUUUGGGGCUUCAAUCUGCAAUGCUAUCUAAAGUUACUGAGUGUACAUAGUAUAAAAAAGUUUGAAAUGUACUGCAUAGUAUAUGAUGGUUUAUAAGCAUAUUGGUUCCCUUUAUCAAAGUUAUAAUGUAUAUCGGUGAUUUGAAACACACUGAGCCACAUAUACCUUAGUACAAAGUGGUUCCCGUUUUUUAGCUUUCUGAAAUCCUAGAAAAAUACAAAACUCACGCGAUAAACCAUCGCUUGUUUGGUGAUAAAGAACAACCCCUUUGUUCUCUUAUUUUAAUAAUUUAUUCGAUGUAUAAUCUCAAGUAGUUUCCCAGUUAUCAGAAGAUCGCGUUCAUGUUAUAUAUACAUGUUGGUUUACUGAAUUGUUCGAUUUUCCACUGCUGGGAACCAUGGAAUUUAAAUCAGUGAAAAACCUCCUGCACUUCUAGUCUUUCUCACGGUAUGUUACACAAAGAGAUGCAACGACAAGUCUCUCCUCAAUAACCCAAAAUAUUAGAUCAAAAUAUUUACUCAAUAACUAAAUGCAAAUUGUUAUUUUUCUAUACAUUUUCGUGCCGUUGUCUUGUAUUCAUAUAGUAGUAGUCAGUUUACUAGACGUAAUUUGGUUUCACUGUACCAUGUGGCUUUUCUGAAAAUUCACGGGGAAGAUAUGGCAACUGAGCAAAUUCAAAAUAUUGCAAAAAUUAAAAUAACAUAUACAUACAUAUAAUGGUAGAAAAUAAAACACUAGUCGUCGUACACAGUCUUCUUAGAGAUGCAAGGUUAUGACGCAUCGGUUUAGUUUUAAUAAGUUAUGAACAGAAAGAACAUGUAAGUCUAUUGCUUAUUAUUUCUUUUUAUGCCUGUCAUUAUAUCGGAUGCACUGUUCUACAUAUAUAGAAGCCUUGAUGUUUCUCAGCUCAGUAGAGCAAAAAUCUGGGUUGAAAACAAACAAAUUACCAACCAUCAAUGUGGCAAUUUUCAGCAAAUUUGUUCUUGCUGCUUUUACUAAUCCAACGAUUAUGAUUGUUUUUGUCAGUAACAUGAGAAAACGACAACUACUUACGCUGAUUAGGAGUUUCUUAGAAAUAAAUAUUGAAAGAAGAUACGCUGCUCCACGAGUGGCAUACGGAUGACGUUUCAGAGUUUACAAUGUGUAUGACGUCACAUCAUGGCCGAUAGUGUUUCCAUCGUUUCACAUUAAAAAUGAAAAAUAUAUUUUUUUUUAAAUUGAACAUAUAUCCAACUUGCGCGUUUAAUAAUUGAAAUCGAUAUAUUUCUUUUUCCUAAACAUAAUACUGUAAAAAAUACUUAUUUAUUUUAUGAAAUUAGAUAUUAGUCAAGUAGCAUUUUCUAUCAAUCAUGCUAAAUAAAUCCUGAAAAAAAACAAAAUUACAAUCAAGCAGUUGUCAAACUUGACAACUAUAUAAGUACGAAAGGCACGAACCUGUAUUAGAAAUGAGCGUGAGAUAUACGUGGCUCAAUGUGUAUACGACUUCGACUUCAGUUGCCUUGCUUUCUUGUUCCCACCAAUCAACUGCCAGUUAUUAAUAAGAAGGCGGAAUAUAGAUAGACUCUUUUGGUUUCCCAAUACUUAACAAAUACAUGUGCAAUAAAAAAUCUGCGGCCUUGCGAACAUAUUUCUUGAAUCUCUUAAUCACUCGGGAAAGUAUUCAAUAUCGCUACUGCAUCAUUUGAAAAACAAAACAGAAACGGAACAGUGGUACUUCUAACCGAUUAUCAAUUAUUUUUUGAGGAUACGACCGAACGUUAGCUGAAGUGUCAUAAUGUCAUCCACGUACGACUAUGACAUCUGUCGUCAACUGGUAGGCAACUGUAAACCGACUAGCCACAGUAAUACCAACAGCCAUGGAGCAACUGGAGGCGUCGCCGCUUUUCUGUGUGAACGGUUGUAUUUGAAUACGUCUAUCUAGUCGUGUUGCGGUCGAGAUGUAGUUGCCAGAUGCUUUCGGUGAGAACAAUCCCAUAGGGGGACAUAGCCCCCCCCUCCCCCCCCCCGUUUAAUAAUAGUUAUAUAAAAGCAUUAUGUCGCAGUGAUUUUACUUGUUAUUCUAUAAAUGACAAUGUCAAAAUUGCAGAUUCUCACUGAUUAGGUUGAAUGUAAAAUUCCUACUAAACUUUUUACAACCCCCGACUGAAGAUACACUUGCACAAUAUUUUCAUUUCACAUGAUCCAUAUUUUACUUUUAGAAAUCAUUACAAUAACUAAUAAAACUGGCCUACGACUAAAUGUAAUUCACUAUGCAAUGACAAUACAGUCUAAACAUAAAUAUUAUAAAGCCUAGAUAGAACUCGCUGAACCCCAUUUGCAACAAGUUUCCAAUGGUUGCAAUUGAUUUCAUGUAAUAGAUCACUAGAUCAUCAGCUACACACAUACUAUCAUUUCUUUAAUGCGCCCGUUUGAAAAGCUUGAUGGUAAUGGACGUGAAUAGACUCACUAAUAAGGUGUCUUGUAUCCUAAUAAAACAUUCGGAUGGCUAGCGGUAACGUUGCGACUAUAUAUAUGUUUCUACUUUUUAUACUGUUGUAACUUUUGUAAAAUUUUUCGACGCCUAAAAAAGUUAAGUAUCCAAUAUACACAAGAGACAAGACGCACAAAUAGCAAAUACCUUGUAAUCAGUAUGCUUAUAUUCAUUUGUACGAAGCAUUAGUUCAUUUGUAUUAUAUUAUGUCAUAAUACACAUAUUUAUAUCGAAUUAGAGAGUUGGACAGCGCGUUUUUGUUAUACGGAAUGAUCAUAGGUUAAUCAUUAGUUGGAUAUUUGAUAGCUUUUCAGUCAUGCUGGUAUUUUUACGUUUCAAAGUUAUCAGGCGGUUGGAAAAUAACAUAUCCGGGUACAGUUUUGAGUGCCUGUUGCCGUUCCUUCUGAAUAAGAUAGGGUGUAUGAAUUUAUAAAUAAAAGGUUUAGUUUUUCAUCUAUCAAGAUCGAAAAUACAUCUAAAUUUUAUUAUUUGAAUUGAUCUCAGUUUUCAUUGUAUAAUCUGAUUUGAAAAUACUGAUAUACGAUAAAAGAAUUUUUAUUUUGAAUGUAGUAGUAAAACUCAUUAUUCCACCAUCUCGUAAAGAUGCACCUGCAACAUUCACAAAAAUUGUUGAGAAUUUAGCAAUAUUAAUGACACAUCAUAGAUAGAUCGCAUAUACAGUGUGAGAUUUUAGUGUGGGCUCAGUAGAUAACUGCAUUAUUACGCAUGGUAUCUAAAAAAAGUUAAACAAAAUUUGUAAACAGUAUACUUUGAAAAUAUUUUUUUUUGUACAGAGUGGUCCACGUGGUGACCCAAACAUACAUUUUUUUAAAUUUUAUUGCAGAUUCGGAUAGGCGCUACCAAAGGAAGCAAUUCAAUGUGACAUACCAUAUGGUUUUAUUCCUAAAUUGUUGAGAUAUUGGCCAAGACUUUGAUAACUCGCAUCUCCGCUAGACAGCUAGACUAAUGGAUUUUUUAUUAGAAGAAUUUCAUGCUUCCAAAUUUUCUUCCUGUGCACUUACUGUUCUAGUUUUUCCAUAGACUAUACAGCGGUUUUAAGAACGCAAAUUGAACGAUUUCUCCAAAUGUUCAUAUGGGACACCCUGCAUAUGUUCACACUUUUUGAUUUGCUUUUUCACAUGCUUUUUUUCUGGUAUAGGGUUUAAAGGAGUUUGUAAGAAUGCUUUUGAGUUAUAGUUAACAUUUUUGUAAAUCGGAUAUCAAGGUAAAUGAAAAAUAAAAAUACCUUAUAUCGGGAAAAGGCCCGUGAAAGGAGGAAUAAAAAUUGUGAACAUUUACAGGGUGUUCCGUUUGAAAACGUUCGUAACAAAAAAAUUGUUAAAGUAAGAUAUGGAGAAAAUAUAGGUCUAAAAAUUAUUCUGACGAAAAAUUAAAAUGUCUAGUUAUUACAGCUGUGGAGGUGUGAGUUUUUUUGGUAGAUUUGACAAUAAAAUAUGUUUGGAAUGGCCUAUCCGAAUCUGCAAUAAAAUGUAGGUCUUUCCAUUUAAAAAAAAAUACGUUUGAGUCAUCACGUAAUUAUGGAUCACCCUGUAGAAAUAAAUAUAUUUUCCAAAUAAGGAGGAUACUGUCGGCUACAAUUUUCGUAAAUAACUUUUCUGGAUACGAAGCGUAAUAACGUUAAGUUAUCGCCCGAGCCCAAUUACGUUUGAUUCUUGGCACGUAUGACCGUCAUAGAAGCCGGCAUAUUAAGGAUUAUCCAAAGAUCCAAAUCGUUUAAGGUUUAGCGGACAUCAGUGUGAAAUUUUUGACAUUACCCAGAACCAUUACAGUUUAAACUUGGUUGACUGAAGUUACCCGGGGGCCACUGUAGCUUCUCAUUCAUUACAUCAUAUAAAAUAUUUAAGGUAAAAUUAUAUACACACUAUUCAUAGGGCAUGCUUGAUUCGUCCUUUGUAUAAAAUUUUAUAUGUUCAUACGCAUUAUGAUGAUAUUAAAUAAAUUGUAGACAUAAGUUAUUGCGACUGAUAUUUUUAAAAUUAAUGGUUGAACAGCAAUUCUGGUAAACAAUCUAUAUGUUCAAGUUAUGAUAAAAGUACAACUAGUGUACAAUAAUUGCAAAUCGUACUAAAUAAACGACAGAUAUAAAUGCCAAAAUACUGUGUACCUAAAAAAGUUAAAACGAUCUCGUUUUUAAAAAAAUCUUUUAUGAUAAGUAUUUAGCCUGUCGCAAGGAUAACUAAAACAAGAUCUUUAUUAUUAUGAAAAACGAUAUGUUUGUUCUGUUCAGUGAUAUUUUUCGCCCAACAAAACUGAGCCCCAAAUCUCAAGUUGACCUUCAAGUUACUUUCUGGAACAAUGACGUAUUAUGCUAGCUUUUUUGAGAACUAUAUUUUUUUAAUUAACUCGAUAUACUUGUCAUAUCUUACGUCUGAUUAAGUACGCGUAUUUUCUUGGAAAUCGUAUGCUCAGUUUAUAGUAAAACAUGGUAGAUACAUUAUAACACUUCUAUCGAAAAUAUUUUAAAGAUUUAAUGAACAAAAUGCCAUAAUGUACGAAGUUAUAUUUAUGCUAACAAUGUAGAGUACAUGUGUAUAGCGUAUUUAGAAUUGAGAUAUAACAUUUUGUGAUUCGUCGUAUUGGAAAAAGAGAAAUAAUUGAUUAUUUUAACGUUAUCUGUUCGUGAAUUCUACAUUUCAGGUACAAUAAGCUGAAAUUGGAAUGUUUGAAGAGCAGACUACUCUGUAGUGAGAAUUUAUUGAUUGUAUUUUAUGUUAGAACAGAUAGUUUAAUAUAUUCUUUUUCUGUUUAUAGCCAUUUCUGUAUAUAUUACGAUUAUGUAUUUAAAUAAAUAUUAUGGAACACUAGAAUGCAUUGCAUUUUAUUCAUCAGUUUUUGAAGCAGUGUGCUUGUUGUAGAGUAAUGAGUAGAGUCCUGGAGUCUAAUAUAAAAUAUUAUUCUCAAGGGUAAUCAUCCA
Molecule: messenger RNA, 8284 nt
Organism: Acanthoscelides obtectus
Lineage: Eukaryota; Metazoa; Arthropoda; Insecta; Coleoptera; Chrysomelidae
Source: the annotation of a GenBank genome assembly